AUGGCAGAGGGCGAGAGCACGGGCAACAGGCCGACCGAGGAGGAUGACGCGGAACUGCUCUUCUACCCGACGGAGUCUGCAUCGCCCACGCCCUUGCUGCGGCUUCUCAAGAAGAAGAGGCGACGCAGCGAUGCGGGCACCGACGGUGGCUUCUUCGAUUCGGAGGCGCUGGCAGACGAAAAAAGCACCGCCACGGCGGCGGGUGAUGAAAAACUGAGCCACUCCCCCUAUGUGACCCUUCAGUGGUUUCCUUUCUUUUCAUCCCCGUCUUCGUCGCGUCCACAACAGCAGCAGCAGCAAGAGCGUGAGGAGGGGGAGGCGGUUGAAAUUGAGCUGUACACGGUGCGUCCCAGUCGUUCCCGCCCCACAGAGGGUGGCUUUGACACCAAUGACAUGUCCCGGACGACCUCACUGGCGGGCACCUUCACAUUUCGGGGACUUCGGCGGUUUUAUGGACUUCCAGGGGCUCGCGCUCGGGCGGCAACUGCGGAGAAGGACGACAAGGACAACGACGGCGAUCGCUCGACGGUCGACCUUGACCAACGCUUCGCCAUCCCGCGCGAUGGGUUUCGCUAUCUUGCCUCCGUGACGGGAAAAACCUUGGAUGACUGGACCAACGUCCCAGGCGUUCUUCCGCUUUUCUUUGCCGAGUUGGCGGCACCCGCGAGCACCGGAGACGCUGCCGAUGGCGGGAAUGGCGACGCAGAGGUCGUUCGAACGGUUGGCGUCUUGUGGAUGUCCAGCGCUCCUUUCUCGGUGCGCACAAAGACGCUCUCUUCUCGCACGGAGACGGUGCGACUCUCCUUGUCCAGCAGCGCGGCCGAAACACGGGUUUUCUCCUCCCGGUCCCACGCACGCGGAUGUCCUUCGCCAGUAUUACACGCUGACGGGCUUUCCCGUCUUACCGCCUGUUUUUGCGUUGGGGUACCACCACCACUUCUCCAGCCCUGUCGUCGUCGAGAACGUGCCGUCACCCGCAGCGCUUUCCCCGUUGGGCCCGUCUCCUCUUCGUCCAAGCGAAAGGCUGGGCAACGUGGCCAGCGCGGGGCGGCUGUCGUCGUCGUCGUCGUCGCCCACGCUAACGCUGCAGGCCGCACUUCAGGAAGUGAGCACGUCGCUGCUCCCUCGGGUGUGCCGACGGACUCCAUCGGCUACACGGGCGGCGACCUCAACCAGCGACUGACCCCCUUCUCGUGGAGCCGCCGACACAUGCCCGACCCGAUGCGACUGCAGACAAAUCUGUGGCUCUACGGCAGACGCUUCUUCUUCACGCGGACGUCGCCGCACAUCCCUGUCAUUCAAAGUUCUCCUCUUUACCAAGAGGGCAAGAAACACGCCUUCUUCGUCAGCGUCGACCCCGAUGAAGAAACGUGGUACACCACUUACCCCCGAGAGGCGGGACGGGCACUGCUUUCUUUCUCAUCACCGUCAACAACACCACCACGGCGACCACAACGCGCUGAAGCGGUUCGCCGACAGCACAAACCGGACUUUGUCGCGCUGACGGCGGCCGCGCCGGACUGCCUCAUGGAGCAAUGGGGGACCCUGCCGCCGACAACGGGACACAUUGGCGGCACGGUGCAUCGACAGGUGCACAACGCGUACAGCGUGUAUUACACCAUGGCAGCCUUUGACGCGCUUUGGCGCGGCGGUGUCACUUGUGCCCGCCACGCGGCUCGCCUCGUCUGCGGUGGUGGGGAGGAGGCGGCGCAGGGCCGCGAGGCCGACAAGUUGCGUCCCGAAUGGCGGCGGCUGCGGGCGGCGAUCGCAGACGUCGUCGCACUGAGCCUAUCGGGUCUGCCAUUUGUCGGCAACGUCGCCGGCUUUGAGGUCGAUUGGGCCGCCCGUCGGCGCGCGAUGGCCCGCUCCCCGACCGCAACCACAACCACACCCUCCACCACCACCGCGACAACGGUGGCGGUGCCGAGCUCAGCGGAGGGCGUCGAUUGGCGACCAGACAACAAACCGUCUGGAGUGGGAGAGGAUUACACGCAGGUCGAAAAGGAGGAAUUGCUGGUGCGAUGGUACCAAGCAGCCACGAUCUUUCCCUUUAUGCGCGCCGAGGAGGGCCGCGGCGUGCAGAACGCGUUCGACGCGGCCGAGGUGGAAAGACACAUCCUCCACCCGGCUUCGUCGCCGCCGCAACCGCAAGAUGGAGAAGCGAAGGAUGCACGAGCGGACGUGGAAGCGCAGCUGACGGCGUCCGUCAGGGCCGCGUCCACGACCUUCUUCAACGGUCUUUCCUUCGCUUUUACGCCCCGAGAACCGCGCGGUUCGCGACACGAUUCGCCUGCGCUACGCGCUGAUGCCCUACCUCUACACCAGUCUUUGGCACACAAGAAGAAGGCACGCCGCUCCUGA
Molecule: messenger RNA, 2361 nt
Organism: Bactrocera neohumeralis
Lineage: Eukaryota; Metazoa; Arthropoda; Insecta; Diptera; Tephritidae
Product: neutral alpha-glucosidase C-like
Exons: 3
Coding region: 1-2361 (786 amino acids)
Biological process (GO): N-glycan processing; carbohydrate metabolic process
Molecular function (GO): alpha-glucosidase activity
Source: RefSeq, a predicted model, not a curated record